AUGGCUAAUUCAACCGCUGUAUCUUCAUGGGAGGUAUUUAUAAACGAAAAUUGCUUUCAGUCACUUGAUCAAUACACACGAACCCUUCAGAUUGAAUAUUCAAUUCCUUCAAAUUUCCUUGACCUCACAACCACCAACGAUGGUGUACCCUUUGACAUACUUACUCAUGACUGUCUGCAGAAGGUAUUUUCUGUUCUUUCGAAAUUAUGCGAGAAACCGGAUUGGAAUCCUGGUUAUAAAUCCAUAUUUACUUUCCUUUGUUUAAUAGCCAGACGACGUGAAAACCGCCCUAAGCUGCUUAUCCACGAGCAUCUCCUGAUUACCGAUCAAUUACUCUCCCACUCGCUUCAACAAGAACUAAGAAGCUCUGAGCAUUCUCGCGAAUGGAGUGAAGUCUUUGAACUCGGUUCCAAAUUUAUCGAAUGGCUUUUCGAUCCUGAUCUCACAUGGAGAACUUGGCUGGCAAGAUUGCAUUCCUUCCGACUUCCACCUGAAUCCGUUCGGCCAGAAAAAGGCAAUGCCUAUUCAUCGACCUGGCUUAGAGAUUUCAUUGCGACCAAUUCGACAAAACUUCCGCUGGAUCAUUUGAAACGAGUGCUCCACUUGUUAUGUUCGGAGGUUGCCAUCACAACUGUACGUUCUCUCGAAAUUUUUCAUUUUGGAAUACAAUGA
Messenger RNA from Rodentolepis nana, 672 nucleotides. The record is from the annotation of a GenBank genome assembly. NCBI's taxonomy places the organism in Eukaryota, Metazoa, Platyhelminthes, Cestoda, Cyclophyllidea, Hymenolepididae.